Molecule: messenger RNA, 1329 nt
Organism: Orycteropus afer afer
Lineage: Eukaryota; Metazoa; Chordata; Mammalia; Tubulidentata; Orycteropodidae
Gene: LGMN
Product: legumain
Exons: 12
Coding region: 1-1329 (442 amino acids)
Biological process (GO): vacuolar protein processing
Molecular function (GO): cysteine-type endopeptidase activity
Source: RefSeq, a predicted model, not a curated record
AUGCCGCCGCCUCACCUGAGGACUCUGGAGCGGCUGCACCCAGGCGUCGACGCCCUCCUGAGCCGCCCCCCGUCACCAGCCGGCCCGGAACGGGCCCAGGCUGAGCGAACCUCCUCUCUGGCCAGCCUUGGCCCUGCCACUCUUCCGGGAGACGUGGAAGGGCGACGAGGACCCCAAAACAGAGUGGCUUACGACCUGCCUGAGCGGCGGAGAGGAGAGCAUCCACCCGCAGGCCGCUCAGGCGGCGGCGCCGACAACUGCGGGGCCCUCGCUCCUGGCCACGCCUCUUCCGCUUGCGGCGAGUCAAGCCUCGAGCCGAGCCUGGAUGCGUGUGACGCGGAUGCAUGCCACGCCUACCAGAUUGUUCACCGCAAUGGGAUUCCCGACGAGCAGAUCAUUGUGAUGAUGUACGACGACAUUGCCAACCAUGGAGACAAUCCCACUCCAGGUAUUGUGAUCAACAGGCCCAAUGGCACGGAUGUGUAUCAGGGCGUCCUAAAGGACUACACCAAUGAGGAUGUCACCCCGGAAAACUUCCUUGCUGUGUUGCGAGGCGAUGCGGAAGCGGUGAAGGGCAAAGGCUCUGGAAAGGUCUUGAAGAGUGGCCCGCGGGAUCAUGUGUUCGUGUACUUCACCGACCACGGGGCUCCUGGGUUAUUGGCUUUUCCUAAUGAUGACCUUUACGUGAAGAACCUGAGUAAGACCAUCCGUUACAUGUAUAAGCACAAGAUGUACCAGAAGAUGGUGUUCUACAUUGAAGCCUGUGAGUCUGGGUCCAUGAUGAGACACCUGCCUGAUGACAUCAACGUUUAUGCAACUACUGCUGCCAACCCCAGAGAGUCAUCCUAUGCCUGCUACUAUGAUGAGGAGAGGGGCACGUACCUGGGGGACUGGUACAGCGUCAACUGGAUGGAAGACUCGGACGUGGAGGACUUGACGAAGGAGACCCUCCACAAGCAGUACGAGCUGGUCAAGGCCCACACCAACACCAGCCACGUCAUGCAGUAUGGAAACAAAUCCAUCGCUGCCAUGAAGCUGAUGCAGUUUCAGGGAACCAGACACAAAGCCAGCUCUCCCAUCUCUCUGCCUCCAGUCAAGCACCUGGACCUCACCCCCAGCCCUGAGGUGCCCCUUGCGAUCAUGAAGCGGAGGCUCGUGGCCACCAAUGACCUGCAGGAGUCUAGGGACCUCCUCGAGAAGAUCAGCAGGCAUCUUGAGUACGAGUAUGCUUUGCGACAUCUGUAUGUGCUGGUCAACCUUUGUGAAAACCGUUAUCCCAUUGACAGGAUCAAACUGGCCAUGGAUAAGGUGUGCCUCGGUUACUACUGA